AUGAGCAACGAUUCACUGAAGCAGCUUGCAAGAUAUCAUCCGAACCAUCCUAAACCAAAGAAAGUAGCUGAAUUUUUCAGAUUUAUCAAGGAUGCGAAUUAUGUUGAUCCUGAUGCAGUCAAUCACCAAAACUGGAGGAAUGAAGAGGAAAUGAAGGAAGCCGCUUAUGCUGAUGAGCUAAAGGCUCUUACAGAGUUUAAAAACACGCGUAAUGACUGGUUUGUUAAAGAACCGAGCAAGAGAAGCAAAAAGGCUACCCCUAAAGCACAGGAGGAACCGGUUGUGAAUGUUGAAGAAAAUCAGGAUGCUGAUAUUGAUGAUGUGAUGAUAAACAUUGAUGAUUUAGAGUCAGAGCAAGCAGCUAACAUAGAAGUUGAUGUUCGUCUUUCACCUAAUUCUCAGAAUUUUCUGAAGAAAUUGAAUGCAUUUAAUGCUGAGAAAGAUAAAGCUGAUGUUGCUCAGAAAGAGAAAGUAAUUGAUGAUGUAGAAGGUGAUGACGUUGAUAAAAGUAAUACAAGUUCUUCGAGUUCUUCUGAUGAUGAGAUAGAUGAAACUGAACGUUUAAGAAGGAUUCAAGAAGAGACAGAGAAAGAGAAACAUUUGAGAAAGAGGAAGAGACAGAAGAAGGAUGAUGCUGCAUACAUUCCAUCUCCUGAGCAUGUAUCUGAGUCUCAAUCGCGUUCAGGUGGAAAGAAGAAAGUUGGUGCGAGGAAGGGGAUUGUGUCUCCGAAGAAAAACAAAGUUACUUCAAAGAUCACAAAGCCAAAGAUUGUUCUGAAAAAGAAACCAUCUAAAGAACCAAGUAAACCACCAACACCACCACCUGAACCUACACCACAUAAAUCACCAAUACAAUCACCACCACAUCAAACACCUCCACAACAACCAACACCUCAAAGACAACCUUCACCACCAAAACAACCAACACGACCUAGACAACCAUCACCAUUACAUCUUUCAGCGUUACAUCUCUCACCACCUCAUGAACAAUCAUUUCUUACAUCCCAAUAA
Helianthus annuus (common sunflower) is the source of this 1011-nucleotide messenger RNA. Its product is annotated as proteoglycan 4-like. The transcript is spliced from 2 exons. The coding region runs from base 1 to 1011 and encodes 336 amino acids. The record is from RefSeq and is a predicted model, not a curated record. NCBI's taxonomy places the organism in Eukaryota, Viridiplantae, Streptophyta, Magnoliopsida, Asterales, Asteraceae.